Oppiella nova is the source of this 516-nucleotide messenger RNA. The record is from the annotation of a GenBank genome assembly. NCBI's taxonomy places the organism in Eukaryota, Metazoa, Arthropoda, Arachnida, Sarcoptiformes, Oppiidae.
AUGUCGACUAUCGAUAGAAAGCGGAAUUCAAUGCAUCGCAAGCGACAGGCGAUGCCCAAAGACAAGGACAGGGGAGGGAAGUGCUGGUGUUGUCGACGGCUCUUAGCCUUCCUAUUCUCGCACAUAGGGCUCGGAUUCUUAGUGUUCGCCUACAGUCUCGUCGGAGCCUUUAUUUUUCGACAUUUUGAAGAGCCCUAUGAAAAGGGAAAGGCGGUGGAAGUGCUUUCAAUACGAAACACUACUGUUCAUAAUCUAUGGACCGAAACAUUGAAAUUCAAUGUCCUCUACAAAGCGAACUGGACGUUAAUGGCAUCCAAAGAAAUUGAAAAAUUUCAACAAAAUCUCAUUCAAGCCGUCAAAGAAGGCUAUGACGGCAAACAAAUCGCAACUUCCAAUCAUAACCAGUGGUCACUAUCCGGCUCAUGGAUGUACAGUCUCACUGUCAUCACCACUAUCGAGAUACUGGUGCUCUGCGAGGCUAUGGAUGCUGUGGUGGUGGAUAUGGGUGUGAAAUGA